Molecule: messenger RNA, 1163 nt
Organism: Phycomyces blakesleeanus NRRL 1555(-)
Lineage: Eukaryota; Fungi; Mucoromycota; Mucoromycetes; Mucorales; Phycomycetaceae
Exons: 8
Coding region: 282-1163 (293 amino acids)
Cellular component (GO): membrane
Molecular function (GO): palmitoyl-(protein) hydrolase activity
Source: RefSeq, a predicted model, not a curated record
AAGGAAAAAAAAAACAAGUUCAGCUUUGUCCCCGCAAGAUCCCAAACUAAGAAAUAAAAUAAAAUAGAAAUAGAAUAUAUAGAUAGAUAGAUAUAUAGAUAGAUAUAUAUUUUAUAUUUUAUAUUUGUAUUAUUUCAUUUUAUUUCAUUUUAUUUUAUUUUAUUUUAUUUAUUUUUCUCUUUCACAACUACAACACUAAAUAACCAAACCAAAGAUAUAAAUAUAUUAUAUAUAAAUAAAUAAAUAAAUAUAUAUAUAUAUAUAUAUAUUUUUAUUUGAUAAUGGUAGUGGUGUACAUCCUGUACUUGGUGUACUUUGCAAUCGCAAUCACUCUAGCACUCUCCAUCCUACUAUACGUCUACCAAUGCGACCUCUUAUAUGCUGCAGGAUUCCCGACAGGUUCGCGAUCAGUUGUAGCUAAACCCUCUCAAUAUGGAUUACCAGAUAAAGAAGAAAUCCUGGUGACUAAAGACGGCGUCAAGCUCAGGAGUUAUGUGCUGAUCCAAAGAGGAGACGAUGUGGCUAUACAGUCACCAACACUUCUUUGUUUUCAUGCACACACUGGUAAUAUGGGCCAUAGACUCCCUAUUGCUCAAGUAUUUUUCAAGAAACUUGGUUACAAUGUCGUUAUGCUGUCUUACAGAGGAUAUGGAUUAAGUGAAGGAAACCCCAAUGAGAAAGGAUUACAAAUCGAUGCACAAACUGUUCUUGACUAUGUUCUCCGUCAUCCUAUCCUCCGACACACAAAACUGGUAGCUUAUGGACAAUCGCUGGGCGGUGCUGUUGCUAUUAAUCUAGUAUCAAAGAAUGAAGAAAAGUUCCAGGCAUUGAUGAUUGAAAAUACCUUUUUAAGUGUCCCUCUCUUGAUCCCUCACAUAUUCCCUGCAUUGAGACAUCUCGUUUAUCUGUGCCAUCAAACAUGGAGAUCAUAUAAAUCAAUUCGCUACAUUCGACACAUUCCAAUCCUAUUCUUAUCCAGCCUCAAAGACGAAAUAGUUCCUCCCCAACAUAUGGCUAAACUGUACAAAAUAUCCCAGACAGGUGGAAUCAAGGUCUGGCGUGAUUUUGAAAACGGAACUCACAACGAUACAUGCAUGCAGACUGGCUACUUUGAAUCAAUUGCAGAAUUCAUUCGUGACAAUGUGUGGGAUUACAGCGAUUAA